Sesamum indicum (sesame) is the source of this 1893-nucleotide messenger RNA. Its product is annotated as cytochrome P450 734A1. The record is from RefSeq and is a predicted model, not a curated record. Lineage: Eukaryota; Viridiplantae; Streptophyta; Magnoliopsida; Lamiales; Pedaliaceae. Gene Ontology annotation, molecular function: iron ion binding; oxidoreductase activity, acting on paired donors, with incorporation or reduction of molecular oxygen; monooxygenase activity.
UGCAAGAGCUUUGGGCCGCAUGACCAUACGUAAACAAUAUAUGUUCAUUUUUUUAAGAUGUCUGUUGUCAUUACAUCAUCAGAUGUGAAUCAUACUGCUCCAUAUGGGAAAGUCUUGCAACUUCAGGUAGCAAGGUCUACUCUCAAUUUAUCCUCUUCUAUACUUUCUAAUUCUCCAGCAUGCAGAUUCUAGUUGCUGGUCUUUUAUUACUGGUUUUGAUCUACCUUCUCAAGUUAAUAUACGCCGUCAUCUGGCUGCCAUGGAAAAUUGGAACACACUUCAAGAAACAAGGCAUCAAUGGCCCACCCUACCGUCUCAUCUAUGGGAAUUCAGAAGAGAUCAUACAGCUGAUUAAAGAUGCUGCAUCAAAGUCGAUUCCCUUCUCUCACGAUAUACUGCACCGUGUGUCCCCACACUACUACAAAUGGUCAGCCAUGUAUGGCAAGACAGUUCUGUUCUGGUUUGGAUCUAAGCCUCGGCUCAUAUUUGCUGAUCCAGACAUGAUCAAAGAGCUUAUGGUCAACAACAGUGGUUCAAUUAUUAAAGAUGCAUUUAACCCACUGUCUAAGCUGCUGUUUGGACAGGGAAUUGUUGGCUUGGAAGGUGAUAAAUGGUCUGUUCAUAGAAAGAUUGCUAAUCAGGCCUUCACUAUGGAAAGAGUCAAGGCUUGGGUGCCCGAAAUUGUGGCCAGUGUUGUGAAUGAACUGAAUAAAUGGGAAGCAGAAAGUGGAGGAAGAGAUGAGUUUGAAAUUGAUGCGCACAAAGCUCUUCAUAACCUCUCUGCAGAUAUCAUAUCUAGGACGGCGUUUGGUAGUAGCUUUGAAGAGGGAAAGCGCAUAUUUGAGCUUCAGGACCAACAGGCUGUGCUUACUUUGCAGGCCAAGCGAAGUGUUUACCUUCCCGGCUUAAGGUUUCUACCAACUAGUGAAAACAGAAAGUCACAAAAGAUAGAGAAAGAAAUUCGGGAUUCAGUGAGGAUGUUGAUCGAGGCAAACAGUAAAAAUAGAGAAAACUCCAAGAAUCUGCUUACUCUGUUGACACAGGCCAGCAGCGAUCGUGAAGAAGACAGGCUGUCCGUGGAAGAGGUUAUAGACGAAUGCAAGACAUUCUAUUUUGCAGGAAAAGAGACUACUGCCAACCUCUUGUCAUGGGCGCUUCUCCUUCUAGCAAAGCAUCCUGACUGGCAAAACAGAGCCCGUGAAGAAGUUUUUCGCAUUUGCAAGAGCAACCAGCUUCCUAACUCUGAGAACCUUACUGAACUUAAGACAGUCACGAUUAUACUCCAAGAGACAAUGAGACUCUACCCUCCAGUUGGGAUGCUCAUCAGGCAAACGGCAAAGAACAUAAAGUUGGGCAGGCUCGACAUUCCAGCUAAAACAGAAUUCAACUUGCCAAUACUUGCUGUCCAUCAUGACACUGAGAUUUGGGGAGACGAUGCCAACGAGUUUAAUCCACUUAGAUUUUCUGAGCCCAGAAAGCAUUUGGCCGCGUACUUCCCGUUUGGUUUAGGCCCCAGAUUCUGCGUUGGCCAAAAUUUAGCCAUGGUGGAAGCUAAGAUCAUCUUGGCUAUGAUCAUCCAACGAUUUUCGAUGGCAAUAUCUCCGUGCUAUAUACACACGCCUAUAGUGGCAUGGACUCUGGAGCCACAAUAUGGCGCACAGAUCAUCCUCAGAAGGGUUAACUCUAGCUGAAUACUCUUUUCAGAAAGUAUGCUAUGCAUGAUGCAACUAUCCAGAAUGUCUAGAUUGUGUAAGGGAGAAAUUUCUCUGGCAUUAUCACCUGCUAGAUGCAAAUUAUAUGUGGAAAUAAGCCAAAAUCCCUUUGAAAAGGCCACUUUUCAAUGAAACUUUUCAGUUUUACAUUAUUUCAACAUUUUCCAAGUUUUUAUGUUUA